Messenger RNA from Macrosteles quadrilineatus (aster leafhopper), 2730 nucleotides. RefSeq lists its product as uncharacterized. The transcript is spliced from 3 exons. The record is from RefSeq and is a predicted model, not a curated record. NCBI's taxonomy places the organism in Eukaryota, Metazoa, Arthropoda, Insecta, Hemiptera, Cicadellidae. Bases 1 to 2730 code for a protein of 909 amino acids.
AUGGAGGGUUCCCUGUCGGAGCAAUCCUGCGCAAGCCUGAGGAAACUGUUGAAGAGUUUUUUUAAUAGUCACUUUGAAUUCUAUUCUAGUCUUAUGAAGCUAAGAACUCCGUGUAAUACUGAAGAUGUCAUACCCAAGGAAGUCUCUCCCGAAAACUCAGAAACUGUACCUGGAAAUGAAAAUAUGGCAUUUGGAAGAGAUUUUACCAUCAAAGGUGGUGUUGCAAUAUACAAGAACAUCAAUCUUCAAAACGAAACUCAUAGUCUGGAGAUAGAAGAAAACAGCAUUCCUCUCAUUUGUGAGGUAGCUGCUGUAAAAAUAAAUUUAAGUAACAAGAGAAGUCUUAACUUGAUUGGAGUGUAUCGACCACCUUCAAGCUGUGUGAAUAACAUGAGACAAGCACUUUCUGUCCUCGAAGAGAUAUUUCGCUCGACUGCUACAAGUGAUGCAUCUUUCCUCAUGAUGGGGGACAUUAACAUCGAUAAUUUGGAGCCCUCAACAAGAAAGACCAGGUUUGAUGAACUUCUCGCCUCCUUCGAUAUAAGAAGAGUACCUCUACCUGCAACAAGGAUAGCUAUCUCUGGCAACAACAGAUCAGCAACCUCUAUCGAUGCUUCAUGGGAAGACAUACUGAGUAGUGAUGAUGUUAAUGAAGCCUACAACCGGUUUAUUAAAACAACUAUUCUAGCACUUGAUUCAGCCUGUCCGCGGAAGAGGACGAGAAGACCUAGAAGUUCACGGAAGAUUGUCUACGAUGCAGAGACCAUGGAGAUGAAGAGGGAGUAUCUGGCGGCCUAUGACAUUUUCCUGUUGACCAAUGAUUUGGCAGAAAAACAAAGAGCAAGCUACUUCAAAAGAUUAUAUGAUCUGAGGCUGAAAGAAAUUCGUCGUGUUCAUAGCACCACACACAUAAUAACCGCUGACAACAAAUCCAAAGCAGUUUGGGAUAUCAUCAACAGUGAACGGAAGUUGAAGAAAUCAUCAACUACAUCAUGUGUCCCUUUAUCAGUGGAUGGAGUUGAUGUGAAUGACCCGUCACAAGUAGCUGAUUAUUUUAAUACAUAUUUUACAACAAUUGCUGAUGAAACGCUGAAGCUAAAUCCACCAAUAACUCUUGUAACAGCACAUAUUGAUCAACAUAGGAAUGUCAUUGAGCUUAAAAAGCUAGCUGUUGUAACAGAACCUGAAAUAAGAAAGAUCAUCUACUCACUCAAAACAAAAACAUCUUCAGGUCUUGAUGAUAUAUCGACAAAGGCUGUCAAGUUUUGUUCAGAAGAACUCAUCAAGCCUCUUCUUCAUAUCACCAACCUAUCGCUUUGCCAUGGUGUGUUUCCACAAAAAAUGAAAGUCGCUAAGGUCAUGCCAUUACAUAAGAGAGGAAAAAAAGAUGACAUGAGAAACUACAGACCUAUCUCAUUGCUCCCCACCUUUUCAAAGAUUAUUGAAAAGGUGGUUUUGGCACAGCUUCUUCAACAUCUUGAAGUCAACAAGCUUCUCACAGAGAACCAACAUGGUUUUGUGAAGGGGAGGUCAACUAUUACAGCUUUAGUUGAUUUUGUGGAAACAUUAACGGAUCGAAUUGAAGAAGGCAGCAAUGUAACAGCUAUCUUUCUGGAUCUAAGCAAAGCAUUUGAUUGCUUAGUUCAUGAUCUUGUUUUGUCUAAACUCUCAUCACUCGGAAUACAGGAUGUUGCUCUUCAAUGGUUUUCCAGCUAUUUAAAAGAUAGAUUCCAAAUUGUAGAAAUCCAGCACAUUACCAAUAAGGAAAUUUCUCGCACUAGAUCUAGCCAGCAACCUGUUUCAAGAGGUGUUCCCCAAGGCUCGGUGCUUGGUCCUGUGAUUUUUAUCCUUUUUACAAACGACCUACCAAUGCAAAUCACACCUUACGGACUAUCUUUUAUGUACGCAGAUGACACCGUAAUUCUUUCUGCUGAUAAAUCGCUUGAUAGUUUGGAAGUGAAUUCUUUUAUAGCCCUAAACUGUGCCCUUGAAUACUGUCAUAAUAAUGACCUUGUUUUCAACGAAGCCAAAACUAAACAGCUAAUGUUUGGAAGUCAAAGAGAGGACAUUGUGGGGUUGCCCAAUAUUCAUAAGCACAAUUCUACAUCACAUCUUGGUGUAGUGAUUGACGAAGGUCUUACUUGGCGAGAACAUGUGGACUCACUCUGUCAAAGACUAAACAGCGCCAUCUUUGCUAUCAGAAGGAUUGUAGCAAUAGGUACCCCAGAGGCUGUGACGGUUGCAUACCAUGCGCUAUUCGAGAGCAGUAUGACAUAUGGAAUUGUUCUUUGGGGUGGCUCUUCAGUCAGCAAUCUCGAAAGGGUAUUAAUUCUACAAAAGGAAGCUCUUCGAACCAUGAAUGGACUACAAAUAAGAGAUAGCUGCAGAAGAGUUUUUUCGGAGAGCAAAAUCUUGACAGUGGUGUCGAUGUUUGUUUAUGAAACCGUACUGCUGUCAAUGAGGAAAGGUCUACCUAAAAAUUCCGAUGUUCAUAGACACAACACAAGGUUUGCUAAGAACUAUAACCUACCCUAUCACCGCAAACAACUUUUUGAAAGAAAACCCUCAUACCUAGGAGCGAAGCUUUAUAACGCACUGCCGGAGGAGCUCAAGAAUUACUCCAAAGCUGAAAAAAUGAAGCCCCAUUUGAAAACUUGGUUGUCUUCUCGGCCUUUUUACACCGUUGAAGAAUUUUUAAAUUGGAAAGACUUUGAUUUGAAUGACUUUUAA